Leptonychotes weddellii (Weddell seal) is the source of this 1191-nucleotide messenger RNA. It is a transcript of the gene OVCA2, whose product is annotated as OVCA2 serine hydrolase domain containing. Gene Ontology annotation, biological process: response to retinoic acid. The record is from RefSeq and is a predicted model, not a curated record. Gene Ontology annotation, molecular function: hydrolase activity. NCBI's taxonomy places the organism in Eukaryota, Metazoa, Chordata, Mammalia, Carnivora, Phocidae. Gene Ontology annotation, cellular component: nucleus; cytoplasm.
GCCCCUGCUCCGGCCGCGCCUGACCCCUCCCCGUUGUUAUGGGAACACCCGCUCGCUCUGAGGCCCGCCUUCGGGGUGGUGCCGGCAUUUGGUUCCGCCCCUCGAAUAUUCGAUUUCCGCUCGGGGAAAGGCUGCUUCCGGUCCCUGGCGCGUUGCCCCGCAAGAUGGCGGCGCAGCAACCCCUGCGGGUGUUAGCCCUGGCCGGCUUCCGGCAGAGCGAGCGGGGCUUCCGCGAGAAGACGGGAGCGCUGAGGAAGGCGCUGCGGGGCCGCGCCGAGCUCGUGUGCCUCAGCGGCCCGCACCUGGUCGCGGAUGCCGCGGGCCCCGAGGGCGCCGGGCCGGACUCCGAACCCUGCCUUCAGGAGGAGCAGCCCCGAGGCUGGUGGUUUUCAGAACAGGAGGCAGACGUUUUCAACGCCCUGAGCCAGCCCACAGUGUGCAGAGGUCUGGAGGAAGCCUUGGGAACCGUGGCACAGGCACUGAAAACACUGGGGCCUUUCGAUGGGCUCCUUGGUUUCAGCCAGGGGGCUGCGCUAGCAGCCCUUGUGUGUGCCCUUGGCCAAGCCGGCGAUCCCCGCUUCCCCUUGCCAAGGUUUAUCAUCCUGGUAUCUGGUUUCUGUCCUCGGGGCCUUGGACUCAAGGAACCCAUCGUGCAGGGCCCCUUGUUACUGCCUUCACUCCAUGUUUUCGGGGACACUGACUGCGUCAUCCCCUCUCAGGAAAGUAUGCAACUGGCUAGCCGAUUCACUGGGGCCAUCACCCUCACGCACUCUGGUGGCCACUUCAUUCCAGCAGCUGCGGCCCAGCGCCAGGCCUACCUCAAGUUCUUGGACCAGUUUGCAGAGUGAAAGAUCAACAAAUGGCUCUGCCCCUACAUCCCCCACCCCCACAUGACUUCGGGACAGUCUCUGUAACCGGUCCUCCCCCUUAUCCCACCUCCCCUGGGAGCUCAACUGCUGUUAGUGGUCCUCACCAUCACCAAUUAAGAGACAAGUAUCAGUUCUAAGACUCAAGUUAUUGUAAGCCUAGCUCUACACUUAAGAAAAAAGGGAUCAGGAGGCCUUAGUGGACCUUGGCAUCUGAUACUCCAGCAUGAAAAAGGCUGGUGGACCCCUGGAUGAGUGGAGGGUGACAUGGGAAAAGCAGGGGCUGGUGCUGUGUGACUGCCACAUAAUAAAGUGGUGAUGGCGA